AUGAGAACAAGGCCCAGAAAUUCAAGGUACUCUUGGCCAAAUGUGGUACCGUUUGGAAAUUCCAGCGACAGAAGCCACGCCGUUGUACCGGAAGAAUUAUCCGAUUACAUUGCCGGAAAUUUUUUUUUUAUGGAGGCACGAAGUAAUAUCUAUCGGCCAAGAUACGAUCGGAUCACACGACCGGUCACUGAUAGUCUCAACCUCAGGAUGUUCGUGGGGACAUGGAAUGUAGGAGGUAAGAUACCACAUGUUGGACUGAACUUGAGAGAAUGGUUAAAAUCUCCCCUACCAGCAGACAUAUAUGUGCUUGGGUUCCAGGAGAUUGUGCCUCUGAAUGCAGGCAAUGUACUAGGCCCUGAAGACUGCAGUCGAGCUAUUAAGUGGCUUUCCUUGAUUCACCAAGCUCUGAAAGGAAAACGAAAUGACAACUCAGAGCAGCCUGCUAAUUGCAGCAAUACGACUAACUGGGACAUGCAAAAGUCAUCAGCCCCCAAUGACCAACAAAAUACAAGAAAGAGCCACUUGGACUCGAUCCCGAUAGAAGAUCAGCAUGAUCAAAAGAGCUCGGAAAUAUUUAGAAGUUUGAGCCCUGAUUCAUGCUCACGUGAAGAAAACUCACCUGUGCAUCAUCAGUUCUGCUUGGCUGCCAGUAAGCAGAUGGUAGGGAUCUUUUUAUGUGUUUGGGUUCGAGCAGACUUAUAUCAGCAUAUUAGCAGUCUGAAGGCUUCGUGUGUUGGAACAGGCAUUAUGGGAUACCUUGGAAACAAGGGGUCUGUUUCUAUCAGUAUGACAUUGUAUCAGACAACAUUUUGCUUUGUUUGUUCUCAUUUGGCAUCCGGGGAGAAAGAUGGAGAUGCAUUUAGAAGAAAUUCAGAUGUUAUGGAGAUUUUGAAGAAAACAAGGUUUUCUCAUCCUUGUAAAAUGCUAGGAAAACCGGUUCGACCCGAUUGCAUUUUGGAUCAUGACAAGAUAAUUUGGCUUGGAGACUUGAACUAUCGACUUGCAUUUGUUUGUGGGGAAACAUAUGAGCUACUGGAAAAGAAUGAUUGGCAAGCACUUCUAGAGAAAGAUCAGUUGACAAUUGAACAAAGAGCUGGCAGGGUAUUUAAAGGCUGGGAAGAAGGGACAAUAGAUUUUGCUCCAACCUACAAAUACCUUGUGAAUUGCGAUCAUUACACUGUCCAAGCGCCCAUAUCCAAAGAGAAGCAGAGGACUCCUGCCUGGUGUGAUAGGAUACUGUGGAAAGGCAAGGGACUUGAGCAAAUAUCCUAUGUAAGCGGAGAAUCAAAAUUGUCAGACCACAGACCAGUGUAUUCACUAUUCUCAGUGCAAGUAGUGUUAAGAACAGCUGAUGAUGGCCAGUGCUCAACUGUCCUAGUAUUGAUUCCAAUUGCUCUUAUCUUUAAACCACACGGUGCCGACGCAGCUAUGGAUUUUUAA
Molecule: messenger RNA, 1440 nt
Organism: Fraxinus pennsylvanica
Lineage: Eukaryota; Viridiplantae; Streptophyta; Magnoliopsida; Lamiales; Oleaceae
Source: the annotation of a GenBank genome assembly